AUCAAAGGCUGGAACAAAGGACCAGGGAGGCUGUGGGAUCUCUGCCUUCGGAGAUGCUCAGAACUCAACUGGGGGAAUGACGAUGACCAGCCUCCUGCCUUCAGCAGGGGAUGGAAACUGCUAUUACAUCCUGACAGAAGACUGUGCCUAUGGCAGCAAGUACUUCCAAGCUGGGAACAUGUGCUUCUGCAGCGAGAGAAAUUACCUGCGCAACUUCUCCGACGACAGGCCCCCAGCUUGCUUCUUGAAAGUCGUCAUGCUGGAUGACAGCUCCACCGUCACGAUAAACGUAGAAAUCCUUCAGCCUGUGCGUGAGGAGUCAGCGGUCUUCCUCCUGGCCGUCAGCAGCCACAAUGAACGUUUGAACUACUUCUUGGAGAGGCUGAGCCUUGAAGCAGCUCUGCGAGCCGUGCCAGGCCAAAACGUGAUGGUGGAGGUUGAGCGGCAACAUUUCCCUGGUAUCAUCCGCUACAUCGGGAGCAUUUACAAAAACGUUUCGGCUGCGUUGUCUCCGUUCUUCUUCGGGGUGGAGUUACAGGGUGAGGGUGAAAACAGAGGGCGCAGCGAUGGAUCUUAUCACGGCACUGAGUAUUUCAAGUGUAAGCGGAACUGCGGGAUCUUCCUACCAUUUAGCAGAGUCCAGUUUACUCCCGUGUUGGACAACGACUAUGUGAAACAGAAGCCAAAAGCGGACACAGAGGAGGGGGUUCCUGUGAAAGUGGGAGAUGCAGUUAGCUUCUACGUGGACGAGGUCCUCACAAAAGGAAUAGCGAUGGCAGUUUACAGGGAGGGAACCCAAUGGUUCGUUAAAGUUUGUCCGGAAGAAGAAGGAACAACUGACAUUUUCAGAGAAAUCCCUAUGGACUCUGUCGUGAAGGAAAGCUUGCAAAGUUUAUUUUCACCGUUCGAGUCUGACAUGGACUUGGGACACCCAAACCAAAUGAAACAAGAGAUAAGCGAGGGUGGUGAGGAGUGUGAAAGUGGGAAUUCAUCCCUGGAGGUGAACUCCAUGGUCCAGAUCACCUUGGACAAGGGAAAUCAGGUUUCAGGAAUCAUCCGCUGGUUGGGCUACCUGCCCCAAAUUAAGCACAAAAUGGCAGGAGUUGAACUGGAUGAAGAUAAGGGGGUCACUGCUGGUGAAUGGCUGGGCAAAUACUACUUCCACUGCGCUCCAAAGCGCGGCCUCUUCGUGAAGCUGCAGUCCUGCCAGCCUGACGUUCGCUUCCAGUGUUCGCACAACAGUGACCUGAGCCUCGUGGAUUACAGAGGGCAAGAAGUUCUUCCACAGGCUCCAGACAGUUUUCCUCCCCUCAGGAACGAGGCAGCGGUGCGUGUCCUGCGAGGGCGGAUGAAGGGGAUCCAAGGCCACUGUAAUUCCUGCUAUAUGGAUGCAGCUCUCUUCAGCCUUUUCUCCUGUACGUCCGUGCUGGACUCCAUGCUCUUCAAGCCCUUCCCACUGUGUGACCGGAACGUCCAGAACAUUCUGCGGGAUGAGAUUGUUAAUCCCCUCCGAAAGACUGGCUUCGUCAGGGCUAGGAGUGUGAUGCACCUUAGGGAGCAGCUAACUGAAAAGGGACAGUGUUCAAGCUUUACCAACGCUGAGAAAGAUCCUGAGGAGUUCCUCAAUCUCAUCAUGCAUCAGAUCCUGGGAAUAGAGCCACUCCUGAAACUGCAGUCAGGAGGCCAGAAGGAGCAGGACUGUUACUGUUACCAGAUAUUUAUGGACAAACAGGAGGAUCUGGUGGUUCCCGACGUGCAGCAGUUAGUGGAACACUCCUUCCUGUCCUCCAAUCUGAAGCUAGUGGAGAUCCCAUCUUGCUUCAUUAUCCAAAUGCCGCGUUUUGGGAAGGAAUAUAAAAUGUUCAGCAAAAUCAUUCCUUCCUUGGAGCUGGAUAUAACAGAUCUGCUGCUUGACAGUCCCAGGGAGUGCUGUGUGUGCGGCGACGUCGCCACCCUGGAGUGUUCGGAGUGUUUCAAGGACAAGGUAUUCGCAGCUAUGGGCCUCAAGCAGUUCUGCAGCUCCUGCUCCAGACAGGUUCACUCCCACUACCGACGCAAAACGCACAAGCCAACUAGGCUGCACGUCCCAGAAGAGUUUCACAGCCGGAGCCCCCGGGGCAGCCAGCAGAUCCCUCGCGAGAAGAUGGAGCUCUUCGCAGUGCUCUGCAUCGAGACCAGUCAUUACGUCUCCUUUGUGAAAUACGGCCCCGAGAACGAACACUGGAUGUUCUUCGACAGCAUGGCUGACAGGCAUGGUGAUGAAAACGGCUUCAACAUUCCCACGGUAACGCUGUGCCCUGAAGUUGCCAAAUACCUGGACUUGCCACUGGCUGUGCUGGCCCUGGAGCAACCUCGGGACAUGGAUGGAGUGGCCAAGCGCCUCUUCUGCGAUGCCUACAUGUACAUGUACCAGAGCAAGAAGAUGGCACUUUACAAAUGACACUGCCUUGGGCUGGUGCUGCAGAGCAGCGAGGUGUCGGAAACGUGAGCUUGGAUCAACCCUGCGGCUUGUCAUCGGUGAAAGCAGCCAAGUCUGGGUGCGCCGAGCUUGCACUUCUGCUUCUUCUUACCUCUUCCAGUGUCUGGUAUCAAGCUAUCCACGUCAGCCUGUCUGGGUUUGUUAAAUCCUGUACCUGGCCUUAUCAAGUGAUAGUUUGUACUUCUGGCAGACCUGGACUCUUGAAUUAUUUACACUCAAAUUCAUUCUUGUUUCCUACCUUCCCUUUCCACUUUCCUUCCUCCCCAGGCACUCUACAGCUCUGCCCCAACAUCCUUUUCUCCCUUCCCUCCAAAGCUGAGGACCAGCAUCUAAUCAAAACAUGAGCCAUUAUCCUCAGGUUUGCAAAGAGCAGAAGAAAAUAAAGACGCAAGACAUCCUCACGUGGACUUGUGGAGUGAGAAAACCAGGAGGUGUGAGCUGCACCGCAGUGGUUAAGAGAGGGGUCAGGACGAGGGUUUCUCUUGAGGUCUGGGAUGUGACCCCACACCUAAAGCUGGGUCCCUAAAUUGUCUGCACUUCCCUUAUCCAGCACUAAUACUCUGGCACUUUUACCCACCAUCCCUUGUUUUCAGCCAUGAGAUUAAUUGGAUGUCUUGAACUGCAACUACGCUUUAAAAAUACAUAUAUUUGUAAGAACAGAACUGGAAGAAAGAUGGAACAGAGGAACAGCAUGUCAGCUCAUUACAAUUCCUCUUUUUUGCAAAGUCUGAGAUCUGUACCACAGAAUUCCAAGGGCAAAAAUGGAAAAAAGGAGUGCUUUUGAAUUUUCUGCCGUGACUGCGGCAAAGAUUAGGGUCUGUCGGGGGGGAACUCCUAUUCCUAAGUUAAAUAAAUUUGCAAACUGGGGGUUCUCUGCCAUUAAGCGCAUGCUGUCCUGGCUGAGGGAAGCUGGUACGGGAGUCAGUGCUAUGAACUGGGUUGUCCAGAUUCUGGACUGCACUGACAGGGCACCAAAACCUUGAGGGAUGCAUCCAGGAGCCCCAGAUGUGGAGCUGCCAUCUCCUUCCUGCUCUGUUUUUUUCCUCUUUCAUGCAGCGUGCAGCAACUGUAAUAUGGAGCCUGUGGCUUUGUAUCGGUCCUGUUGGCUUGUGUCCCCGUGGUAAAGAAGGCGAACAAUGUCCUGGGCUGCAUUCAAAGUGUUGCCAGGAGGUCAAGGGAGGGGAUCCUAAGGCUACAGCUGGAGUACUGGAUCCAGUUUUGAGCUUCCCCAGUACAAGAGAGAUGAAGAGAGGCCAAUGAAGGGCCACGCAGAUGACGAAGGGCCUGGAGCAUCUAUCCUAUGAGUAAACGCUGAGAGAGCUGGGACUGUUCAGCCUGGAGAAGAGAAGGCUCAGGGGAAACCUUAUCGACACCUGAAGGGAGGCUGCAAAAAGGACAGUGCCAGGUUCUUCUCCGUGGUGCCCAGUGCCAGCACCAGAGCCCAUGGGGGACAAACUGAAACAGAGGAGGUUCCCUCUGAACAUGGGGAAACAUCUCUUCACCGUGAGGGUAAGUCCUGGCACAGAUUGCCCAGAGAGGUGGUGGAGAUACCCGGAGAUCCUCAAAAUCCUCAUCCUUGUAGAUAGAUACUCAAAAUGGCAAAGCCAAAGCACCUAGCGGUUGAAGAGUCUGUCUAGGAGUAGGAGAGAUGGUGGCAGAGCUGGCAACGGAUUGUCCUGAGGAUGGGUUUACCCUGCUCCCGCUUGUGAACUGGCUCACUGACCUCUGGCCGAUCCUCUGUGGCCAUGGAGAGGGCUGAGGGGCUGGAGGAUGCUGCCGUCUCACUUUCUUUGUCUACUUAAAGUUGUUCUUCAUUCCUUCUCUCCUAAGAACACAGGACAAUCUCUACUCAAGUACG
Messenger RNA from Gavia stellata (red-throated loon), 4337 nucleotides. Its product is annotated as ubiquitin carboxyl-terminal hydrolase CYLD. Gene Ontology annotation, biological process: protein K63-linked deubiquitination. Bases 77 to 2440 code for a protein of 787 amino acids. Gene Ontology annotation, cellular component: cytosol. Gene Ontology annotation, molecular function: cysteine-type deubiquitinase activity; K63-linked deubiquitinase activity. The transcript has 15 exons. The record is from RefSeq and is a predicted model, not a curated record. NCBI's taxonomy places the organism in Eukaryota, Metazoa, Chordata, Aves, Gaviiformes, Gaviidae.